Molecule: messenger RNA, 3081 nt
Organism: Toxorhynchites rutilus septentrionalis
Lineage: Eukaryota; Metazoa; Arthropoda; Insecta; Diptera; Culicidae
Product: alpha-tubulin N-acetyltransferase
Exons: 8
Coding region: 614-2239 (541 amino acids)
Biological process (GO): alpha-tubulin acetylation
Cellular component (GO): microtubule
Molecular function (GO): tubulin N-acetyltransferase activity
Source: RefSeq, a predicted model, not a curated record
UGCUCCAUCGUAUGGGAACCUGCCUAGCACACGACCAGUCUCGUGAGAAGUCGUGAACGGCACGGUUCGGAUGCAAAAAGUGCUUUUUUCCGCAGCGAUUCGUUUUGUUGAUGAGUGCAAUUAGUUCUCGGGAGUAUCCUCUUUAAGCAGUGCAAAAACAUCUGUGCGGUAUCUAUAGCAAUUGUAUACUGUUUUAUCAUCGCUGGUGACAUCGCUGAUUGAAUCAUUAGUCGGAAAAAAAGACCUGAAAGACUCCCCAAACUCGGAUUGUGAUACAAACCAUAGUAUUUUUGUUAGUGUAGUUAGCCAUAAGAACCACCUCACGAAGGCAUUCCACAUCCCGGUUUGAAGGAUAUUAAGCAUCAAAGUAAGCCGAGCACAUCAGCAUCAUCGAUUCCAGAAGUGAAAUGUGUCUAUGAGUGAAAAGGUCAACGAGGAAGGAUCACGAGAAAGAAUAUACUUUAGGCCGAUAAAAAAUAUUUUAUCUGUGCAAUAUAGCAACUCCUCGAUAGUGAAUCUCGUUUUUGGAUUAUUCUAAAUUUCAUCGGAAGAGUGUGAGUGUGUGUGGGGGGAGUGUGCUAUUUUACAGCAAAGUCAGAAAAAAAACAUCAAAAUGGAGUUCCGCUUCAACUGUCAUCCGCUGUUUCGGCAGCGCAUCGUGCGGAUAAACAAUUCGCUCUUGCCGACCGGAUUCUCAGCCCCAUGUCGACGAUCUGCGCUCGACGCCACCGCACAAAUCUCCGAAAUCAUCAACUCGGUCGGUCAGAUGUCCGCACAGGCACAGGGUUUGUCAAAUCCAGUGACCACAUCGCAGAAGCUCCGUAGCUCCGAUCAUCACAUUUACCUAAUGUUCGAACCUAAUGAGAAGAAUGGUCUGGUCGUUGGAAUACUGAAGGUUGGCCGCAAAUCUCUGUACGUGUUCGACCAGAAUGGCGAGACGGUGCACGUAACGGCGCCCUGUGUGUUGGACUUUUAUGUACACGAGUCCCGACAGCGCGGUGGAUUGGGCCGCGAGCUGUACGAUCAUAUGCUGAACGAGGAAAGAAUCACCCCAUCGGAGAUGGCCAUCGAUCGUCCUUCGGAAAAAUUGCUCGGAUUUCUGCAGAAGCAUUAUGGGUUGAACAAGAAAAUCCCGCAAAUGAACAACUUUGUGGUUUAUGAGGGCUUCUUCGCCGGCAGCCAGAACGCUUCGGACAUUGAUGGCCGCCGCAUGCACAUCACCGCCAGCCCUAACACGAACUUAUUUGGACCUACGUUCACCACGGUCGGUGACAAACGGAGGAGCGGCUCGCAGACGCAUCAGUCGGCCGUUUCACCAGCGAUGGUCCAGCAGCCCCCGGUGGGACGUUACGCAGCGAAACGACCGUCCUGCAGCAUGGCACAGAUAAUUCACAACAGCCCAACAGCGGUUUCGACGGAGCCCAACAGCACCUCUCCGUCUUCCACUAACAACCAUCAUGCGCCUCCAUCCGCUCCCACUACUAACAAUAGCGAGUUCGAAAACGAUCAUCAACAUCACCACCAUCAUCAUGAUCAUGAGCCGGAGGAAGUGAGUGGCAAUGGCCACCGGCAGGAGGACCAAAGCGCUCCGGCUCACCGCAAUAAUGAUGAUGAUGAUGCUGUUGUUGUUGCUGAUGAUGUUCUAUCGGAUAAUCUUCAAAAUUUGAACAUGUCGGAACCAUCCGAUUAUGUUGACUAUCAUCAUCAUCACCACCAACAUCAUCAUCAGCAUAAGUCCGAUCAGGAGGUUAAGUUUGCCGAUGAUUACGCAGACAUUCCGGAUGCAGCUGCUGAUCCAGAUCCGUAUAGUUUCCAUCCGCACCACCUCGAGCUAACGCAGCACCAGGAGCAACAUCCGCAGCAUCAGCAGCAGCAGAUGACGAUGAUUAAUCGAGAAAAUUCUGCUUCUCCCCAAUCGAUCAGCCAGCAGCAGACACCGGAACAUCCGGCGCUCAAGAAGCCCAUCCGCUUCACGAAGCAGCACACAGGACUAAAGAAUAUGUCAUUCGGUGUGGGGGCGGCGGUCACACCCACCGGUAAAAUGGAAUUCGACCAAGAGGAAAACGAGGGUUUCGGAUCGGUGAAGAUCAACCGACCCAUCGGGAAGUCCAGCACGAGAAACAGCCUCAAUUCGGGGGAUAACGAUAAUGAAUCGGUACACUCCAAGGGCUCCGACAGUAGUCAUCUCACCGAGCAUGGCCAUUUCGAUCUCAAAUUUUACCACAAUAAACUGUGGUAAGCCCACUUACUGUGUACAACAAACAAAAGGCGACCGGACAAGACAGUCGUCCUUUUACAUUCUCCCUUGUCUUCGAAUUCCGAAUUGUCCAUUUUUACAGUAAAUUUAAACUUUCAAUCAAACCAAAAUGUAAUCUGAGACAGUGUAAAGUAACGAUUAGAUCACCAGAAAUUAUUGCGCAUUAGAAGGAAAGAUAUAAAAAAAAGAAACAAAAAUGGAGGCUGCAUGUCCAUAUCGUGUACCAAAUCGCAGAUCGCAAACUAUACAAAUAUGUUUACUGUUGUGUAGAUGUCGCGCUUGUUGUGGUAGAGUUGAUUAGUUAUUGCAAACUGAUAGAAAAAUUUGAGGUUAGGUUUCGCAAAACGCUUAUUUUGAAAUCGUUUUAUUUUUAAUUCACUGUUUCACGCGCUUUUAACGGGCAGGUUUGAGUUUGCCCGCAUUUGGUUGAGUUUUUGUGUUGAAAUUGUUAGUGUCGGUUAGCAUGUUAUUUUUUCUCAAAAAGUGACCAACUGUGCGUUUUCUUGCAGAAAUAUUCAGGAGGACUACCUGAAAGAUUACGUUAUUCAUUAGAAUCUCGCGAGCGCUUAUAGGGAUGAUGCUUUCGGAACGAUACAAGAAGAGCAAACAAAAUCGACCGGAGAUAGAUCGUGUGUGUGAACUUAAUUUCAAAUACAUCUCCAGAGCACUCAUUCUCUGGGAAAAUGUAACAAAUAUAAAUGCUCCAGUUUGAUAUAUCUCGAUUAUAGACGAUAGACGGUAAACCGGUAAAAUAAGAAACUUUAUCUAUACAUGAUCGUAAUGAAAGAACACUAAAUAAAUCCCAUGAAAUCUUGGCUAAUGAA